CUCCCACCCCGUCCCCAGCGACUCGCCACCUCCUGCCAUGGCGUCCGGCACAGAGACCGUGCACUACAUCCACCUUCAUAACUCCAGCCAGUCGGUGCUGGAAGCCCUGCGCACGCAGCGGCGUGAGGGCCUCUUCUGCGAUGUGACCGUGCGGAUACACGAUGCCUCACUGCGCGCCCACGCCUGCGUCCUGGCAGCCGGCAGCCCUUUCUUCCAGGACAAGCUGCUGCUGGGUCACUCUGAGAUCUCAGUGCCGCCGCUGGUGCCCGCCGAAACCGUGAAGCAGCUGGUGGAUUUCAUGUACAGCGGCUCGCUGGUGGUGCUGCAGUCGCAGGCCCUCUGCAUCCUCACCGCUGCCAGCAUCCUGCAGAUCAAGACGGUCAUCGACGAGUGCACCCAGAUCAUCUCUCAGAGGAAGGCGGCGGCAGGGGCGGCGAGUGCAGCUGCGGCGGCGGCGGCAGCAGCAGCAGCAGGUGGAGGGUUGCUCGGAGGAGUUCUGCCCAAACAAGAAGAGCGUGGCGGGGGGAAAGGGCGAGAGAGCGGUGGCAGUGGAAGCUGCUCCGUCGGCGGAGGCGGCGGUGGAGGUUACGCAAACUUCUCCAACUUCAUGGCUGAAUGCGGGGCGAGCAACAUGGGCGGGGGGAUGGGGGGUGCCAGCGUUAACGUCAGCGAGAGCGGCCCGGGCCCGAUGGAGCAAGCCAACACGGUGAGUCUGAUGUCACUGGGCGACAUGGGCCCCGGCUCCAUGUGUGGCGGCGACGGCGGCCUGGGCUCCGGGGCCGGCACAAUCCUCAUGAAGCAGAGCCCCAGCUGCACUCAGGAUGUCAGGUACAAGCUCCGAGACCUGUUGGCGCAGACGGCCAACGGAGCCAGCACUAGUAGCACAGGGAACCUCUCAGCGGGCUGCAGCUCCGGUGUGGGCAGUGUGGACAGCAUCGGCAGGGACAGCCUCCGCGGCAACACAACUGACCUCUCUGAUGACCUGGUGGGGAUGGACCGAUACAGCGAGGAGGAGGACAUGGACGGGAGAGAGCGGGGAAGAGACGGAGACAGAGACAGGGGGGCGAGCCACAGCCGCAAGCAGAGGCAGCCGCUAAGACUCCAGGUGCUGGGAGGAGAAGGUGUGGUGGUGAAAGAUGAAGGGGUUCAGGACCCAGAUGGGACCGUGUACGCCAUGGAGGACGGGAGGCGGGACGGAGAGCAGGAGGGCUCCCAGGAAUCCAUGGCAGGCUUUGGACAGGAUUUCUACGAUGAGCAGGGGGUGUUUUCGGAGAGUUUCUGGCCCCAGAGUGAGUCUCCUCAAACCAUGGCUUUCAACCCCAGAGGAAGGGUCAACAAGCCUCUGACUCCGCCUCCAACCACGCAGUCCAUCAACAACCAGCUUCUCUUCCAGUACCCAGUGAGCCAGUCGCAGCCGGCUCCGUUCUACGUGGGCGGGCCCAUGGGUGGCAUCGACAGCAUGGCGGGGACGGAGCCCAGUCAACAGGCCCCGCCUCCGGCGCCCAUGACCCGCCCGCCUCCCUCCGCCUCCUCCUGCUCUGCAGGCCCCUCCCCCUCCUCCCAGGGAUCUGAGACCUCGUUCGACUGCACGCACUGUGGCAAAUCUUUACGUUCCAGGAAGAACUACAGCAAGCACAUGUUCAUCCACUCCGGUCAGAAACCUCAUCAGUGCUCCAUCUGCUGGCGCUCCUUCUCCCUGCGCGACUACCUCCUCAAACACAUGGUGGUGCACACUGGCGUCAGGGCCUUCCAGUGCUCCAUGUGCGGCAAGCGCUUCACCCAGAAAAGCUCGCUCAACGUGCACAUGCGCACCCACCGUGCCGAGCGCACCUUCCAGUGCAACGUGUGCCACCGGGCCUUCACCCACCGCACCUUGCUGGAGCGCCACGCCCUGCAGCACGCCCACCACGCCCCCCAGGGCCAAGGCCAGGGGCGUGGAGCCGACAUGACCUCACCUACCAAGCACAGCCCUCCGGCUCUGGGAGGGCCCUCAGGUAUGGCUGGCGCGGGCAUGGUUGGCAGCAUGGCCAACAUGCCCAGCCACGGAGCUUCCUCCACCUAGAGAGAGAUGGGGGAGACACGAGGGGGAGAGGGGAAGGUCAGUGAGCCCAUUCCUUCAACCGAAACUUAUUUGGUCCUA
This is a messenger RNA of Plectropomus leopardus (leopard coralgrouper), 2140 nucleotides long. RefSeq names its product zinc finger and BTB domain containing 45 (gene zbtb45). The record is from RefSeq and is a predicted model, not a curated record. Gene Ontology annotation, biological process: regulation of transcription by RNA polymerase II. Lineage: Eukaryota; Metazoa; Chordata; Actinopteri; Perciformes; Serranidae. Gene Ontology annotation, molecular function: DNA-binding transcription factor activity, RNA polymerase II-specific; RNA polymerase II cis-regulatory region sequence-specific DNA binding; protein binding.